AUGUCCUCAUCGACAGAGCAACAAUCUACUCCUGACUGUCAGUGUGUUGGGGGUACCUGUAAAUUCAACGUGACACUUGGAAGAUGUCACUGCCACUGUCAAGACUCUGUGUAUGGAGAUAUCUGCUCUUUUGGAGAGAAUGACACCGCUUCUAAUGUUGAUACUGGAGCAAUACCAACUCGAAAAGCAAAUUUUUCUUUGGAAAUCCAGCUCACUUUUAAGUUGGCUUUUAAUGAUCUAAGCUCACCUCAAUCAUUAGAAUUCAUCAAUACAUUAGAACGGGAGCUUGAAGACUUAUGCAAACAAGCAGAUCCACAAACUUUUAAAAAAGUACAAGUCAUCAAGUUAUCACCAGGAAGUGUUGUUGCAGAGAGUGUGGCGGAGUACAACUAUCCAAACAAUGAAACUCAAAUCCAGUUUGUCAACACUCAGCUUGAUCAGGUGUUGUCUGAUAUCUUGAAUGACACAAGUAACCUCAAUAAGAUUUCUCAGGCCUUUAAUGGUUCAGAUGUGCAGUUAAAUGAACUCACCUUCCAGCCACCUGAGAUAAUAAAUAUUGCAGAUCUGAAACCUUUUGUAAACUGUUCUCAGUUUGCUAAUUAUACUGCUGAUAUUAAUAAUGGUCAAUGGCAGUGUGCUGGACCUUGCAAAACAAACCCUGAUUACUGUGACCAACAUGGAGAAUGUCUCAAUGACAUUUACAAAGGGCCAAUCUGUAGGUGCUUUGAAUCUAGCCUUGAGCAGUUUUAUGGCCCACAAUGUGAAGUCUCCCGUUGGGGUCCAGGUUUCUAUGGGGCGCUGUUUGGAUCAUUGGCAGUAGCACUCCUACUCUUGAUUAUCAUUGUCAUUGCUGUCAUCGUCAAAAAGAGACAUACGGCUGUUUGGAAAAGAAGCAACUCCUAUAACAGAAGUCUGUCUGCCUUUGAGGAAGAUUUCUUUGACUUCUCUGAUACAGGAGAUCACAAUUUGGGAUUUGCAGGCACUUAUACAUCAGAGGGUUUUAGGCCACAUCUAAAAAAUGUUGACAACCGAUUGCAGGUCACAACAAAACGUCCAGAGGUUUUUGAACAUCAACCCUAG
Messenger RNA from Cottoperca gobio, 1080 nucleotides. RefSeq names its product mucin-3B-like. The record is from RefSeq and is a predicted model, not a curated record. NCBI's taxonomy places the organism in Eukaryota, Metazoa, Chordata, Actinopteri, Perciformes, Bovichtidae. The transcript is spliced from 10 exons. Bases 1 to 1080 code for a protein of 359 amino acids.